AUGAUGGGGUGCCUCUUCGGCUGCUUCCGCGCGUCAGGCGGCGAUGGCGAGGCGAAGGGCGCCGGCGGCCAGCUCGCGCAUCCGUCCCUGGCUCCCGCGACGACGACGACGACGAGCCACCAGGAUGGCGCGGGCAGGAGGACCAGGCCGCCGUCGAGGAACGCGCUCUCCGCCGUGUUCCAGCGAGAAGAUGAGGGAUCAAGGGAGACGCAGACGCCGAGCUCGUGGGCGGAGCAGAGUGGUGAGAGGAAGGGGAUGGAUCAGGAGCUUGAGCCCCAGCAUACACCACAUGGUCUUGGGUGCUGCAGACUGAUUUAUCUCCAUGAUAACAGGCCAAUAUCCAAAAAAGGCUGUGGUGCAUUGCUGCAAACUACAAAUGACAUCCAAAGAGCAGUCAAAGAUGCAGAUUCAGUUCAUCAGAAGGAAACACAUUCAGGAUGUCUUCCUGUUAUGUCUGAUGAUCUACAUAUCAUGGAAGCGACGAAGGUUGAGAACUGUAAAACUCCUUCAAGGUCUCAUCAGAGCUCCACUGUACCAGAUGCAAUGAGUUCUUCAAAAACAAAUGAUGAGUUGCAGACUUCCGCUACUUCCCUUGCAAAUAAUGUGGAAGAGUCGACAAAUGAGAACAAUACUGAGGCUUGUGUGCAGGGUGAAAAACAACAACAAGCUCUGGAUCUUGCUGAGAAUUUUGAAGAAUGUGGGGUUUCAAAAGAAGAUUUCAUUCACCCUGAAAAAUUAGAGGAUCCAAAGUGUGCAAAGAGUGACCAUGUGGUCUCUAUGGAAAUUUCAAUGUCUGAUGAAUGUUCUCUUUUCCAGAGCUCCGAGGGUUAUGUAUCAUCUUCUAAUAAGAUAAUUGAGAGCGUGAAUACAACAUCUAUGGAGAAGUCCCCAAAAACUGAGGCAACUAUUCAUGCCACCAGAAAGAAGCUAUUGAAGAGCAACACUUCAGAAGUGGAGCUGCCAAGCUUAGCCCAAUGGUUGAAGCCUCCAAAUCGUAAGAAAGCAUUCAGAGAUGAGGUUGUGACAGGAGAUGGAUCUCAUUCAGCUAAGAGUUCAGAUGAUGAUAGGCCUAUUAUUGGAAUGGUUGCAGCACACUGGAAAGAUAAAGAUCCAGAAAAUUUUACCUCUAAAUGGUGGGAUGGAAAUGGCAUUCCCAAUUCAACAAACAAGUAUAAAGAAGAUCAGAAGGUGAGUUGGCAUGUAACAUCAUUUGAGGAGAGGCUUGAGACGGCUUUAUCUGAAGAGAAGUUGCUCUCUGAAAGGAACUGUUCAAGUGGAAAGACAUCUCAGUUUUUGGGAGUGGAAGGCGAGGAGACUGAUACGGCUGAAUCUAAUCGUCUAUAUGCUACUGCUUAUGCAUGA
This is a messenger RNA of Miscanthus lutarioriparius, 1362 nucleotides long. NCBI's taxonomy places the organism in Eukaryota, Viridiplantae, Streptophyta, Magnoliopsida, Poales, Poaceae. The record is from the annotation of a GenBank genome assembly.